AUGUCCAAAUAUAACGAUGUUCCUGACGCAGAAAAUGAUGGUAAAGCACAAUUGAAAAAACUGUAUAGUCAUACAGAUGACGAUGAUAUGGGUCCAUCUGUAUCAAUGGCUAAAGAAGCAGAAACUAAUGAAGAUUUUGAAAAAUCAACUUUUAAUCUGAAAAGAACAAGAUCAAUGGGUUUAUUAGAUGAAUAUAUAGAUCCCACAAAAAAAUUAUUAGAACAAAACAAUGCUAAACAAGAUAGUAUAAACGCCAGAAUCGAAGAUUCUAGGGAUUCCCGAUAUAAGGAGAAUAAGAAUGUCGCAUACAAUUCAGAUUCAGACUCCAAUUCGGGUUCUACGUAUUCAAGUUCGAGCUCAUAUUCAUCAUCAUCAUCAUCCUCAUCAGGUUCCGAUUCCUAUUACUCCGAUGAAUCAUUAUCCGAUGAUAACCAACAAGAAGACCAAAACAUGACCUCCACGUCAGUUUCACCACCAUCUGUAAACAAUGACGAUAUAUUGAUCCCUCAGGAUGAUAAUGACGUCGUGAUAGAACCAGAAAGACAUGUCGAUUAUCUAUCACAUAAUUGGGAUGAAUCGGAAAUUUCAAAUUCAUGGAAGUACAUUAUAUUAAAGAAAAAAAAAAGAGAUAUAGACCUUGUCAAUGCAGCUAGAUUAGAAAAUGCAUCAUGGAGAACUUGGGCAAAGACUAGAAAUCAUUUGAAAACAGUAACACCAGAGGCAGUAAAUUGGUCGAAAGACUCAGAUGUGACUUGGUUAUAUGGACCCAUCGUACGUGAUGGUCCAGUAGAUGCACAACAGGUUGAAGAUAUAGAUGACACAUACAGUGCAAGAGGAUAUGGUUCUGAUGAUGAGGCGUCCAAGAUGCUACCUGUAAUCAAUCCAUCAAAACCUACCAAAACUUCAAGGACUUCAAAAUCUAAAAACAAAAAUAAUGAUAGAAAGACGUUAUUAAAACCUAUAUUAAAGAAAAGAACUGUCCCAGAGAUCAUAGAAGAAAAUUCUCAAUGGAGACUUAAUGAGGCUAGAAAACAUUAUAAUGAAAUAAAAAAUAUAGCAUCUAAUAUGGACCCUAACACAAAUUUUCAUGAUUAUGACUACUUAGCUGCAAAAGUUAACGCUCAAUAUUUUCAAAAACAAAAAGCUAAUCAAUCAGAAAAUAAUAAGCAGACAAGUUCACAAGAGGCUGUAAGUGAUAGAAAUAAUCCAAAUACAAUAGUGUCGUCUGAUAAUGUUGACGACAAUAAUGAUAACGAUAUUACAAAAAAUAGUCUUUUCAAGACUGGUGAUGAUCAAACAACAUCUUCCAUUUUAACGAAUAAAGCAAAACAAAACGCUAAUAGUGCCACAAAACCGAAAAGACACAUCCAUUUCAACGAUCGUGUUGAACAAUGUAUGGUUGUCAAGAUCCCUACAUCCGAUAACAGUUCCUCUGACUACGAAUCAAGUGACGAUGACGAUGACGAAAAUACUUCUGUUGUUAAUGCACGUGAUAGCAGCAAGAAUAUACAGUUUCAAAGAAAUACAUCAAGAACGUCAUUUUUGUUGAAUUCAGACGAUUCUGAUACAAGCUCGGCAUUAAAUUCAGAUUCCGAGUCCAAUGAUGAGGGUGGCGGUGACGGUUUAUUCAUAAAUGCAAGAUAUGCUAGAAGAUCAGGAUCAAUAGUUCAUUCACCCGUCUCCUCCGAAACAUCAUCCCUCAGUUCUAAAAGUGAAGGGAGAAAACACAAAGUGCGUCCGAUAAUCAAAUUAAUGCCAGCAACUACUUUAAAUUAUGGAUCGGACGAAGAAUCUGAUAACUCAGACUAUAGUAGUUACGGUAAUGCCGUAUCCCAUAAUGUUAAUACACAAAGAGGUUAUGAUUAUAUAUAUGACUACAAUUCCGUGUAUACUGGUGAUACCUCAAACUUUUUGCCAAUUGAUAAUUGCGAUAUAGUAGAUGUACCAGAUGGUAUCAAUCUCCAAACAUCAAUUGCUGAUAGUAACAAGAAUAAUUACAAUUUUGAUCAAUCAACCACCUCAUUGAAUCUAGAUAUAACACAAAAGAAUGACAUAGCAGUUCCUCAGGAUAACACCAAAAAUACAAUAGACAACGAUUCCUUUAGUAGUGAUGAUCAAUAUAGCCUUUCCUCUAAUACAGACGAUGACGAAUUUAUUGAAGAUUCAAAUUAUCAGAGUUCAGAUGAAGAUGAUGGGAAUUCUAGUUCAAAUGGAAUUAAUAUUGAACAUACCAACUGCUCUAAUACGGGAGACCUUAAAAGAACGAUUUCUCUUGGAAGAAGUACAGACUCAUUAAAAAAUUUAUCUCAAGUAGCAAUGAGCCCAGGUACAACUGUUACGCCACAAAAUUUUAUUACAGGUGAGAAUAUAACUAAUGAAAAGAAAAAUGCAAACCCUGUAAGAAGCAGCUCUAGACCCAAUUUAUCACAAAGGAGCUCUAAUAGAAGUUUUAUUUUUGAUUCUGAUAGUGAAGAUAGUGACAAUAGUGAUAUAGGAAAGCCUCUGGUAAAAUCUCCUGUGCUAUCAUCUCACCCUAUAACUGAAUCUAAUAACAGGACUACCACCCAUAAAUUGACGCCUCCUAGUAGGACGCCUAGUUCGUCAUUCUUAAGUCAUAAUAGCGAUCUAAAUAACUGA
Maudiozyma barnettii is the source of this 2637-nucleotide messenger RNA. It is a transcript of the gene REG1, whose product is annotated as protein phosphatase regulator REG1. Lineage: Eukaryota; Fungi; Ascomycota; Saccharomycetes; Saccharomycetales; Saccharomycetaceae. The transcript has a single exon. The record is from RefSeq and is a predicted model, not a curated record. Gene Ontology annotation, biological process: cellular response to glucose starvation; protein catabolic process in the vacuole. Bases 1 to 2637 code for a protein of 878 amino acids.